Molecule: messenger RNA, 2540 nt
Organism: Orbicella faveolata
Lineage: Eukaryota; Metazoa; Cnidaria; Anthozoa; Scleractinia; Merulinidae
Product: melanocyte-stimulating hormone receptor-like
Biological process (GO): G protein-coupled receptor signaling pathway
Cellular component (GO): membrane
Molecular function (GO): G protein-coupled receptor activity
Source: RefSeq, a predicted model, not a curated record
UCCUGUUUGUUUACAUAACAUCCACUUUGCUAUCGGUUUAUAAGUGCAGUUAUCAUCGUGCCUAUAUUGGAUAAUUUCUGCGUGCACUUUUGUUCCCCUGGGUUUGUUGACUAACAGCUAAUUUGUUGGCUUUUUCCCUUUUUGCACGUCUUAAAAUACACGCAAGUACGUUGGUCAGGUUGAAAGGACUAUGUUUAAAUACCAUUUUGCAGAAAAAUAUGAAUCUUACGAACUCGGCAAAGAACGACACCGAUCAAACUAGUCGUGGAAUUAUUGUUAUCAUAAACUCCGUUCUUAACAUUCCAUUGAUGGUCCUUUGUACUAUCGGUAACGCUUUAGUGAUAGCUGCCAUCUUUAGAACUCCUUCGCUCCGCUCACCAUCGUUUAUUCUAAUCUGCGGUUUGGCUGUGUCGGACCUUCUUGUUGGGCGCGUCGUACAACCACUUUAUAUCGCCAAAGAACUGACGGAUAGCUUCUCUGUGUUUCGUAUCUGUGAAGUUGCAGGGUUUGUUUCGUGUGGAGUUUCUCUUUCUACCAUGGCAGCCAUCAGCGUGGACCGAUAUAUUGCUCUGUAUUUCCACUUGAGAUACAAUACCAUGGUAACCACACUUCGAGUCUUUUACACGGUGGUGAUAAUAUGGCUUACCUCUUCCCUGGCUCUGGGUCUUUACUUCUGGAAUAGGGUUAACUAUUUUAUCGUUUCAUUUGUUGGAAUUGGCAUUUGUCUUCUCACAUCCUCGUUUCCCUAUAUCCGGAUAUUUGGGAUAGUUCGACAGCAUCAGUCCCAGAUUCACCUUCAACAGGUGGCAUUACACAUCCCAAAUACUGCAAAUAUUGGGCGAUUGAAGAGAAGUGCCUUUAACACUUUCAUAUUUUAUAUUUUUAUAAUUUUGUUUUAUCUUCCAAAGCUUGUUUCGUUGUGCCUGUAUACAGUUUCAAACAAGAACUGGACAAACGUCUGGAACUUUGCAGAUACUGUGGUGUUUAUGAACUCAUCUAUCAAUCCAAUUUUGUAUUGCUGGCGUCUUGGAGAACUUCGAAAGACGGUUGAUCAAAUGGCAAGGCAGGCGUUAUGUAGAGGUAAUGAGGCAAAUGAGUUAGGAUUCGACAGGGGAGAAAUGAACCACUCCGGACCAUUUGAAAGCGAUAACAAUUCAAAUACAGAAGAUCUCGCUAACAAUGGGGCUAUGGUCAUCAUCAACUGUUUUCUCAAUGUUUCGUUGAUUCUCACAGCCAUUCUGGGCAACGCUUUGGUAUUGACCGCCAUUUUAACUACUCCUUCAUUUCGCUCACCCUCCAUGAUUAUGCUCUGCAAUCUCGCUGUUGCAGACUUUCUCGUGGGACUCAUUACUCAACCGUUUUAUAUUAUAAAGGAACUCACUGAAAACCGUCUUUUGGACAUUCUAUGGGAUACGUUAGCCUAUUCCUUUUGCGGAGUCUCACUGCUGAUCAUUACGGCUAUAAGUGUGGACCGUUUCAUGGCUCUUCACUAUCACCUGCGAUAUUCUAGUUUGGUGACUAUAUCUCGUGUUAAAUUUGUGAUAGCUCUGGUAUGGUGCAUCAACUUUCUUUCAUCGGCUGUUUACUUUUCGAACCACUUUAUCUAUCACUUUGCAAUAGCAGUCAUUACGGGAAUUUGUCUUAUAGUUUCCACCUUUUCUUACAUGGGAAUUUAUCGCAUUGUUCGUCGGCAUCGGUUACAGAUUCACACUCAGCAGGAAGCGAUGCAAUGUUCCACUUCUGAAGACGACCUACAUUAUGUGCGAAUGAAGCAAAGUGCGCUUAACACUUUCAUAUUUUACAUAAUUUUAGUCAUGUGCUAUCUUCCAAUGUACAUUCUGUUGACUCUUCAUGGACUCUCACAGAAACCCUGGCCAACUGAGUGGAACUUUGCCACAACUUUGGUGUUUACGAAUUCUUCUAUCAACCCAUUCUUGUUCUGCUGGCGUUUAAGGGAGCUUCGAGGGGCAGCUGUGAAGACAGCGAAAAAGAUUUUCUGCAUACAAAGCGAAUCAGAAUAGUCAGAGCUACUAAUUUUGGUUUUCAUGUGUUUUUGAAUUGCGGCUAAGUUAGAUGUCAUCAAAAAAACGGGGCAUAUUUUAAUUUGUUUUUUAUGUCGUGUCAUUUUGUUCCUGUUAAUUUUCUCGAAGUAGAUGCAAAAUGGUAGUUUGAUUGCAAAUGUUCACGCAAUGUCAGUCAAACUCGAAAGUUCCAAUUUAGUGUAAUGCUGGCUGUCAUUAUAAAUCAUAAAAAGACUUGUUUUUAAUCAAUUUUAUGAAGGCUAAAAGAACUAUAAAAUUUUAUGAGUCGCUCACAUUGAAUUCGGCAUCGAUUACAAUUAUCGUCAAAAAUAUAUAUAUAUAUUCAAAAACGCAUGGGAAAUCAUCGUUGUUAUAUACACAACUUAACCAGAUGUGAAAAUAAAACCUGGAAAGAAAAUACAUGCUAGAUCUUUAUUUUCACAAUUGCUUAAGUUGUGCUUACAACUGUCAUAAUUUCCACGCCUUUAAAAUCUUUCUCGCAUUUCAAAAUAUGAUCUC